AUGUCCACCCCGUCGCCAGAUACGUCCACAGCCGCCUCCACGUCGCCCGGACCAAUUCGGGGACGCCACCUCAGCUCGGCCGCCUCCCCGAGCCACUGGCGCCGCCAUGUGGCGCCCCGCGCCUCUUCGCCGCCUCCCUCCGCGCCGGCCACCCGGGUCCCAGAUCCGGCCCGCCCCGGGCAGAACCGGGCCGCGCCGGGCCCGCCGCCGCCGCCGCCGCCUCCUCCCGUCGCCCGCGCCUCGCGCCGGUCCACGACCACUGCGUCUUGCCAGCGCCGCCCCGCGCCGGCGUCCGCGCUCGCCCUCCGCGCCGCCCUGCCGUUCCCCGCCGCCGACGACCACCUAGACCGGGGCUCCGCCGCCCAGAGCCUCGCCGGUGCCACCGCAGCCUUCCCCGUGCCUCAGCUCGCCGGAGCCUGUCGCCUCCGCGCUGGACCCUGGCUUGCCGCCGUCCCUCCAUCGCCGGAAGCCGCCGCCGGCGCGGCCUUCCUCGACCGUGCAUGCGUGCGGGCGCACGCGCAGCCGCGCUUCGCGCGUGGGCCCCUCCCCGCGAGGCCCAGCUGCCGGCCCAGCCCCGCCAAGCCAGGCCUCCUCCUCUCCAACCUUGGCUCGGCCCACUAG
Messenger RNA from Aegilops tauschii subsp. strangulata, 621 nucleotides. NCBI's taxonomy places the organism in Eukaryota, Viridiplantae, Streptophyta, Magnoliopsida, Poales, Poaceae. The record is from RefSeq and is a predicted model, not a curated record.